Molecule: messenger RNA, 393 nt
Organism: Cooperia oncophora
Lineage: Eukaryota; Metazoa; Nematoda; Chromadorea; Rhabditida; Trichostrongylidae
Source: the annotation of a GenBank genome assembly
AUGCUAAAUGAAUCCGAACCAGAACUCGCCACCUGUCAUCGUUACGUCGACGAUCAUCCAGAUCUCACCAAUGAACCGGCGAUUAUGGUCAUCUUUGCCGUCCUCUACGUGCAUAUCUUUGUGCUCGGCAUCGUCGGAAAUGUGGCCGUUCUGUAUCUAACAUUGAAAAAUCGUCAUCUACAGUCCGUGCAGAAUAUUUUCAUCCUGAAUUUGGCUGCCAGUGAUGUGCUCAUGUGCUUAACGUCGUUUGCCUAUUACACCGAUUACGAACGUCUACAAGACCUGGUUUUUCGCAUCACCCGUCUGCAAGCUCAUUCCACUUGUGCAGGAGACGAAAUGGCUCAUGCAAUGACUAACGUGGCUUCAUUCCCCUAUGAGCUUCAGGACCAUUAA